AUGACGGGCCUGAAGUUCCUGCCGGUGGCGGUCGCCGCCAUAUUAUUCUCACAGGCCAGCUGGGCAUAUGGAAAUGCGCCAACUGAUGUAAACGAUAGCAAUUCUGGUCAAAAUACUGGACCUGGCGGAGCUGAUGCAGGCGGGGGGGGCAAUGAACAUCCUGAAGAUGAUGGUGAAGAUGAAGGUACUGUCGGUGAAGUUGACGAAACUGCCACUAACAAGGCCGAAAGAGCGGAGUGCUGGGAACAAAUGAACCUGGCUCGAACUGCCGCUGGUUUCGAUAAACUCACGCAACAAAAUAUGUUCAAACUUUCUGCUAGUGACUGGGCAAAUACUAGAGACCAAGCCACCAAACUCACGGAAUACCUGGGAAAUGUCUGCAAUGCAAUGAAAACUAACACCGCGCCUGAAGGAUUGACCCCAGUCGCAGGCACCGUCGCCUACGCAGUUCAAGAAGGCGAACAGGCUGAUUGCCAGGCUGCCGUGGACUACUGGAAGGAAGCCCUCACAAACUUCAACGGGGAGGUGCCACCAGCAUAUGGAGCAAACGCUGCACCUUACGACAACACCCAAAAUGUCUCCUUCAUUUCCCUCUUCAAUCCCCAAGCAAAUCCUACGGUUGACUGCGCAUACUUCGUCUGCCCUGCAUCAACACAGAACGCCAAGGAACAGCAGGGAAACACUAAUACCGACAAGAGCAUGAAUGCGUUGAUUUGCGUUACUUCGCCCAGCGCCUUGACAAAUAGCCAAGAACCCUUUACGAAGGAGCAGUGGAACAAAAUUACUGCGGCUCUCAACUCCAGUAGUGCCGCAUCAGCAGCACCAGCGGCUCUUGCCCUUGCUGCCGCUGCAUUUGCCGCAGUUUUCCUCUGA
Molecule: messenger RNA, 873 nt
Organism: Eimeria mitis
Lineage: Eukaryota; Apicomplexa; Conoidasida; Eucoccidiorida; Eimeriidae
Product: SAG family member
Exons: 4
Coding region: 1-873 (290 amino acids)
Source: RefSeq, a predicted model, not a curated record